CGCGUGCUGCGAGGUGGUUCCGCAUGCGCGGUGGGGUUGAGAGAAGCGCACGCUGAGGAUCGGCGGUCGCUGCGGGUGGAUCAAGUCUGAUCUCUCCGAUUAAAGAGCGUGGCGCGGGACCCCAGUGCGGGAAUCACACACAUACCUCAGAAUGCCGGGUCUAAGUUGUAGAUUUUAUCAACACAAAUUUCCUGAGGUGGAAGAUGUAGUGAUGGUGAACGUAAGGUCCAUUGCUGAAAUGGGGGCUUACGUCAGCUUGCUGGAAUACAACAAUAUCGAAGGCAUGAUUCUUCUUAGUGAGUUGUCCAGAAGGCGUAUCCGUUCUAUAAACAAACUCAUCCGAAUUGGCAGAAAUGAAUGUGUGGUUGUUAUUAGAGUGGACAAAGAAAAAGGGUAUAUUGAUUUGUCAAAAAGAAGAGUUUCUCCAGAGGAAGCAAUCAAAUGUGAAGAUAAGUUCACCAAAUCCAAAACUGUUUACAGCAUUCUUCGUCAUGUUGCUGAGGUGUUAGAGUACACCAAGGACGAACAGCUGGAAAGCCUGUUCCAAAGGACUGCCUGGGUCUUUGAUGACAAGUACAAGAGACCCGGAUAUGGUGCCUAUGAUGCAUUUAAGCAUGCAGUCUCAGAUCCCUCUAUUUUGGACAGUUUAGAUUUGAAUGAAGAUGAACGGGAAGUACUCAUUAACAAUAUUAAUAGGCGUUUGACCCCACAGGCUGUCAAAAUUCGAGCAGAUAUUGAAGUGGCUUGUUAUGGUUAUGAAGGCAUUGAUGCCGUAAAAGAAGCCCUGAGAGCAGGUUUGAAUUGUUCUACAGAAACCAUGCCCAUCAAGAUUAAUCUAAUAGCUCCUCCUCGGUAUGUGAUGACUACAACAACCCUGGAGAGAACAGAAGGUCUCUCUGUCCUCAAUCAAGCUAUGGCUGUUAUUAAAGAAAAGAUUGAGGAAAAGAGGGGUGUCUUCAAUGUUCAAAUGGAGCCCAAAGUGGUCACAGACACGGAUGAGACUGAACUUGCGAGGCAGCUGGAGAGGCUUGAGAGAGAAAAUGCAGAAGUGGAUGGAGAUGAUGAUGCAGAAGAAAUGGAAGCCAAAGCUGAAGAUUAACUUUGUGGGAAACAGAGUCCAGUUUAAGGAACACAAAGCAGCCCUUCUUGGCUGAAAACCCUAGACUUGAAAGUUUUCCAGUAUUGAAAACUUCAAAGCUGAAUAUUUUUUAUUUCCAAGUAUUUAAAUGUUCCAACAGACCAAAACGUGAAAUGCCCUCCUAAAUGUCAGCUGUUUUCACACAGUAGCUCCAACACAUUUUUAAGGGAGUGGCCUGAUUUCACUAGAGACAAAUCUUUAAGCUAAGAACAGUUAUAAAUUGGGCUUGUGAUUUCCAUUUCUGAUGUCUCCAGAUUGGCACCCCUUUGUAGUUCAGUGCCUCCAUGAGAUUUGCCAGGGGCGCCCAAAGCAAAUAGUCCCAACCUUUCUAUAUAAAAUGUAUCAAGCAAACAUUAAAUAAAUUUCUGGGAUAUUUAA
Diceros bicornis minor is the source of this 1516-nucleotide messenger RNA. RefSeq names its product eukaryotic translation initiation factor 2 subunit alpha (gene EIF2S1). The transcript has 8 exons. Gene Ontology annotation, molecular function: translation initiation factor activity; ribosome binding; RNA binding. Bases 152 to 1099 code for a protein of 315 amino acids. The record is from RefSeq and is a predicted model, not a curated record. Gene Ontology annotation, cellular component: eukaryotic translation initiation factor 2B complex; eukaryotic translation initiation factor 2 complex; eukaryotic 48S preinitiation complex. Lineage: Eukaryota; Metazoa; Chordata; Mammalia; Perissodactyla; Rhinocerotidae.